AUGGAACCAUUUGCAGCUGGAUUUGUCAAAGGCUGGAGGAGGUCCACUACUUUUUUGGCAGUUCUUGCUGGCCUGAAAGCCUUGGAGAUCAAAGCAGAAGACAUUCCAAAACAAUUUGCUGCUUCUUCGAAGACAAUUCAUUGCACAGUGGGAAACUUCAGUUCCAUCAGAGAGCAGAUCUUCGCCAACCGUGGCAUUACCCUUGCCAGCACUCAGACAAGGAAGGCACCUCACGCCUUCAAUUUCUUGAGGCAAAUUGAAUGCCUGUCCAGGGCUGGCUACGGAGGAGCAAGUGCCCAGUUUGAAGCUGAUUGGCAGCAAUCCAUUGACUGGUCCAACAGCACAGCUGUUUGCAAGGCCUUCCAGAUAGGUAAAUGGGAAGGCGCAGCUGUCAGUUGUUUGCAGGCAAACGUGGAGCCAGCCAUUGUGUCCAUGCUCAGGGACUGCGUUUCAACGCGCGGCAUGCGCUCAUUCAUCUCCCACGAAGUCGUGGGUCGAGGAUGUUUCAACACAGGGUGGACUAGUGCCUCGGGAAACCAAGAGAGUUGGCACUCACAGCUCACCAACGGGCAGGACGGGGCGCUGGUGACUGAGAGGUUGAACGUGAAGUUGUUCAUCCAGAGGUAUUGCCAUGACUGGGAUGCGCUCACAGAUGGCAUGAAGCGUCAGUGCACGUACAAAGAAGCGGUUUCCUUGCAUCAGGUGACGGGAUUGUUCUUGCAUUUCCUGCAGACUCUUGAAACAUAUCUUCCGAGUGGGCAGUAUCCAGCUGCUCGGGAGAAGUUGACUGGGAUGUUUCUACUUGGUGGACUGGAUGCUGAACUUCAGCUCCAGGGCGAGACCACGGUUCCUCCAGGUGAUGUGCGAGCUAUUGGCGCCUUCAGGAACUUGAUUUCGAGCCACGAGUCGCAGCAGGCCAGUGUGCAAGAAGAGCGCGCCCGUGAACGUGAGCUGAAGGUCCGGCAAGCCACGUUGGAGCAAAUCAAGGGCCAGUUGGAAGAUGACAUCAAACGGCUCCGUGAUACACUUCCAAGCAAGCAGGCGCAAACCGUUGAGACGGCUUUGGAUAUGAAAUACCUGAAGGAUCGGCAAGCGAAACAUGUUGGUGCACACAGUAGGAAGGGGUUUGAGUUUGUCGCAGAGUGGAUGCGGAAGAAUUGCCGGGUGGUCUUCAUUUCUGUCAAGGAUGAUGGCGAAGGUUCCAGCAUGAGCAAUACCCUGAGUGAGUUUUCCAAGUACAUCGCAGAGCGUGGCAACACUACGGGGACAACGCAUGUGAUUUGCUCCAUUGACGCAACCCUGUGGCCAGCCAGCAACCAGUACAUGCUGGACAGCGUGAGUUUGAUGCAGAACGUGUGCGCGCUUGGUCCGCAGAAUGUUGGCUUCGUGCAGAACCCAGUUUUUCAUGCAGGCACCACGAUGCAAGCGCUUGUCAAGCAUUCCCGCAGAUUGGAGGACGCGCUCAUGAAGAGCGAGCUUGACAUCACGCAAAGA
This is a messenger RNA of Durusdinium trenchii, 1494 nucleotides long. The record is from the annotation of a GenBank genome assembly. NCBI's taxonomy places the organism in Eukaryota, Dinophyceae, Suessiales, Symbiodiniaceae.